AUUUAUGACCACGGGAAAACUCAAGUGUGUAAGUCUUCUUUAGCGGAGCCAUUAUUACGUUACUGAAGAUAAUUUCAUUCAAAUACUUUCUGUGCGAGAUCGUCCUGAGUGGAAUUCAUUUCUUACAUGGCGGUUUGAGCUGAGCAAAGAACCUGUUCAUCCAUGCGCAAACUGGACUUGUUUACUUGUAGUUCCCGGGCGUGGUGACCUGUCAUAUAGAAGAUGGUUCAUCGGCCGAACAUCGCUGUUGUACGGUUGUUGGUGUUUGCGGCAUUCGGUGCACUAGAAACUCUGGCAGCUUUUUGUGAAGCAGACGAGCCAUGCCGUCACGUGAUCAGGCCCGUGGGUGCCCUGUUGCCCCACACCCCAGACCAGGGUGUAUUUUGUCAGUGUCAGACUGGGGUCUGCCCGGACACUGCCACCAACCCGGACAAGUCUGUUAGCUGGUUCAUGGACUCUGAACAAGGGAGAACAAUGGUCGUGGAAACAUCUUUUUGCACACCAAGAGUCCCGAAAAAGCCGUGCUCCCGUGGCCUAACGGCAGUGUCGGCCGUGGGUUUCUCUCCUUUUAAUAUCACUGUCAAGGACAUGAAGUGUCGAUGCCGAAUCAUGGUGAGACGAGGACAACGCACGCGACAACCGCUUAAACAACAGGUGGUGGCACAAAACCUCCACACAGGAGAGUACACCUACAAGUUUACCUGCUUCACGCCCCCUUGCUCAUCAGCAGAACCCACGAAGAGUUUGUGUGGGCGUGUCUACUAUAACCAUGCCUACGGCAUCUUGCGUACAGUGAGCAUGUGUCGAUGUCCUCCGGGUUACAUGUGCCCACAUGAUAUGCGGCUACCCGACCAGACGUCUCCUAAAGAUAGCAAGGGCUACGGUUUUGCUCCCAUUCACUGUAGAAAGAUAGUACAAAAUGUUGUUAAGAAAACCAAGCCUAAGUCUGGACAAAAUCCUGCGCCUGGAAAUGGAGAAAAUUCCGUACAGGGAACCGGAAAGGUUUCGCAAAGCGCAGCAAAUAGAGCUGAACAUGCGAGUUCCAGUAGUCAAAAGUUUCGAUCGUCAUCCGGACAAAGGAUUUCACAAGGGUCUGGACAAAAAUCUGGCACAGGCGUUGGGCAAAAAUUUCCUCCAGGAGAACGAAUGGGACAAAGGAUUCCGCAAGGAGGAUCGCAACUAGUGCCAAUAGCUCAGGGAAAAAGAGUACCUGGAGGAAUGGGACAAGGCGGCUCGCAAAGCGUUGGACAAAGAUUUCCGAUAGGAUCCGGACAAAGGGUCCCUCAAGGAGUACGGCAAGGUGGUUCGCAAACCGUUGGACAAAGAUUUCCUAUAGAUUCUGGACAAAGAGUUCCAAUAGAUUCUAGACAAAGAGUUCCAAUAGAUUCUAGACAAAGAGUUCCAAUAGAUUCUAGACAAAGAGUCCCAGUUACAUCGGGACAAAGAUUUCCAAUAAAUUCUAAACAGAGAGUUCCAGUAGAUUCUAGACAAAGAGUACCCAUAGAUUCUAGACAACGGUUUCCAGUAGUAUCAGGACAAAGAGUUCCAAUUACAUCAGGACAAAGAGUUCCAAUUACAUCUGGACAAAGAGUUCCAAUUACAUCUGGACAAAGAGUUCCAAUACGACCGCCACAACGAGUCCCAACAGACUCUAGACAAAUAUUUCCAAUAGACUCUAGGCAAAGAGUUCCGAUAAAUUCUAGAGAAAGGGUCCCAAUAAGAUCAGGACCAAAGGCUCCAGUAACAUCGAGACAAAGAGUACCCAUUGGAUCGGGACAAAGAGUUCCUGUAGGAUCGGGAGAAAGAGUGCCCACAGGAUUGAGACAACGCGUUCCAAUCGGAUUGGGACAAAGGGUUCCAAUCGGAUCGGGACAAAAAGUUCCGGUAGAAUCUGGACAAAGAAUUCCGAUAGAAACUGGACAAAGGGUUCCAAUCGUAUCAGGACAAAGAGUUCCAGUCCGAUCGGGACAAAGGGUUCCGGUAGAAUCUGGACAAAGAAUUCCGAUAGAAUCUGGACAAAGGGCUCCGAUCGUAUCAGGACAAAGAGUUCCAAUCGCAUCGGGACAAAGAGUUCCAAUAGCAUCGGGACAAAGAGUUCCAAUAGCAUCGGGACAAAGGGUUCCGGUAGAAUCUGGACAAAGAGUUCCGGUAAAAUCUGGACAAGGAGUUCCAAUCCGAUCGGGACAAAGAGUUGUGUCCGGCGGUGAUGAAAAAGUCGGACCGGAAGUUAAAACAAGUGUUGAUGACCCAAAAGCUCCCGAAGGAGGAGAGCAACAGGUAGGGACAGGGGUUGGACCGGAGGACGGGAGUAGGUUCCCACAAGGUGUGAGACGAAGACGACCAGGAGCAAGGAGACGACUUCCACCCGGCGCACGAAGAAGGCUACCGCCGGGCGCACGGAGAAGACUUCGGCCAGGCGCACGACGAAGACUUCCACCCGGUGCACGCCGAAGACUUCCACCUGGCGUACGGCGGAGAACGGUGCCUCCUUGACGUUUGUAGUUAAUGUGAAAAAUAGCCAGGAAUUCACGAUGACAUUAUUAUGUACACACCAUGUGAUCACGGCUGCUUCAAGUUGCAUCAGAUCUUGUAAACAUCUGGUAUAUACACGUCUGUACAUAUCGCGCAUGACUUCGCCAACACCUUGGCGUGUACUCUUUCUUGAUAUUUAAAAGAAAUAUUUCAUGUUAUAAUGAAAACAAAGAUUUUUUACACAUGCUGGUCGAAUAUACCUGUAAAUAUAUACAUUUUAUAAUACAUGGGUGGCCUCCGUGGCCUAGUGGUCAUCGUGGAACAUAGAGCCUCUGGUCAAUAUGAUCAGCUCAUGUUGGCUUCCUCUCCCGUUGUACGUUGGAAGGUUUUGCAGCAACCUGCGGAUGGUCGUGGGUUUCCCCCCGGCUGUGCCGGUUUCCUUCCACCAUAAUCCGGUCGCCGUCGUAUAAGUGAAAUAUUCUUGAAUACGGCGUAAAACACCAAUCAAAUAAAUAAAUAAAUACAUAAUGUGUAUGUGUAUGUUUCUCGGUUAUCCACAUUGUCCACUUUACAAGCUGCUCUUCUUUCGGACCAGUGCAAUGGUUCUGCAAGAUCUGUGGUUUACACCGGACACUCUGGUUUCCUCCACCGCUAAAGCUGACCGUCAUCUUAUAAGUAGAAAAUUCUUCUCGUAUGGUGUUAAGCAACAAUCUUAUAAAUAAAUUAAUAAAUAAAUAAAU
Messenger RNA from Liolophura sinensis, 3212 nucleotides. RefSeq lists its product as uncharacterized. The transcript has 4 exons. The record is from RefSeq and is a predicted model, not a curated record. Lineage: Eukaryota; Metazoa; Mollusca; Polyplacophora; Chitonida; Chitonidae. The coding region runs from base 223 to 2493 and encodes 756 amino acids.